CCGGACUUAGAUUCCGACACACACACAAACAGAAUGAGAGAGGAGGAGGGCUGGUGUGAGAGAGAGAGUGCAAAGGGGGCAGGACUCUUUCUCUCUCUCUUUCUCUGGUGCUUUUAAGAGGAAACUUUGUGUUUUGUUCUACAAGUUCACUUUAGUUCCUCCUCGUCUAUUCUCGCGCCUCUCUCGUGUUUAUUUUGUAGAAGAUGCGCACGCGGACAAAUGGACCAGUUUCCUAAAUUCGCCUUAAACAUCUCAUGCGGAUUGCAAAAGUCUUUGACUAAACGACACGUUGGACUAAACAACAUUUCUCCAUCGGAUUAAAUCAUGUGGCGGAUUGUUUUGUUGUGCUGCGCGCUGUCCGCUGCGUUGAGCGCAUCUGGCUCCAUUGCGUCCAGCGCGUUCUCUACACCUGCCAAAGCGUCCUUGCGCACACCUGCCCACCGGACCGGCGGCGUCGUGCGCACUGUGGAUCGGAUAUAUCACGGGGGAGGGAAAGCGGGGUAUCUGUUAUACAUGGACGGCCAGCGGUUUCAGUUGGAUAUGGAGCGGGAUGAGUCGAUAUCGUCCCGUUACUUAAGCACGGGAGAGGACGCGCCGCCGCUGCGCCGGGAAUGCGUUUACCGCGGAACCGUGAACACAAACGCAGAGUCUUUGGCGGUGUUUAGUCUGUGUGGCGGUGGACUUCAGGGGUUCUUUGCCGUGGAUCACGCCCGGUACACCAUCACGCCUCUCGUACGGGCAAAAGGACACGAGAACGACUUGCGUGUAGUCGAGGAUGCUGACGCGACACACUCUCUCCACUAUUACACCCGCGAGCGCUUCAGUUUCAAAGCCAUGCCCGAGCUGCACAGCUGCGGCACGCGUGACGCGAAAAAACGUAAACGGACGCGCAAAACCCCUCGUCACGGUGAGGAUGACUACGCGCGUGGACGAAACUGGUGGGCAAAGUUCGUCAGGUCAGACACGACGAAGCGACGCAAAAGGUCCGUGUCUCGCGCACGGCACGUGGAGCUCCUGCUGGUCGCGGAUGACACCAUGACGAAGAAAUACGGGAAGGACCUGCAUCACUACCUGUUGACGCUCGCAUCAAUCGCGUCCAAACUAUACGGUCACGCCAGCAUCGAAAACCCCAUUCGCUUGUCCGUGGUAAAGGUCGCGGUUCUGGCCGAGGGCGAGAAGGGGAUUGAUAUCUCCAAAAACGCAGCGGCGACCCUCAAGAGUUUCUGCAAGUGGCAGAACCAGCAGAACCCCCUGGAUGAUGACCACCAGCAUCACCAUGACGCCGCCAUCCUCUUCACCAGGCAGGAUCUGUGUGGACAUCAUUCAUGCGACACUCUCGGCAUGGCUGACGUGGGCACCGUGUGCUCUCCAGAGAGGAGCUGUGCCAUCAUUGAGGACGACGGGCUGCACGCGGCGUUCACCGUGGCGCACGAGAUCGGACAUCUUCUGGGCCUGUCUCACGACGAUUCCAAGUUUUGUGAGGAACGCUUCGGCGCCACUGAGGACAAGCGGCUCAUGUCAUCCAUCCUGACCUCCAUCGAUGCCUCCAAACCCUGGAGCCGCUGUACGUCGGCCACCAUCACAGACUUCUUCGACGACGGCAACGCCGAGUGUCUGUUGGAUUCCCCUCGCCAGCCUCUGCUGGGUCCAGAAGAGCUCCCCGGUCAGAGUUACGACGCCGGCCUUCAGUGCCGUUUAGCCUUCGGCCCGGAGUACACCGUGUGCCCGGGCAUGGACGUGUGUGCCCGUCUGUGGUGUGCUGUAAUCAGGAAGGGCCAGAUGGUUUGUCUGACCAAGAAACUUCCAGGUGUGGAAGGUACACCGUGCGGCAAGGGAAGAAUCUGUCUGCAGGGAAAAUGUGUGGACAAAACUCGCAAGAAACACUAUUCGACGUCCAAUCACGGUAGCUGGAGCUCAUGGGGUCCGUGGGGUUCGUGUUCUCGAACAUGUGGCGGUGGCGUCCAGUUUGCAAAUCGUCUCUGCAAUAACCCCCCGCCACGCAACAACGGGCGCUACUGCACGGGAAAGAGAGCUGUCUAUAGGUCCUGUAACGUCAGCCCGUGCCCACCAGCCGCUAAGAAUUUCAGACAGGAGCAGUGUGCGCAACGGAACGGGCAUCAAACAGACCCUAAAGGAGUGAAGACUUUCGUUGAAUGGUUACCAAAGUAUGCAGGAAUUCUUCCUAAAGACAUGUGCAAGUUAACCUGCCGGGCAAAUGGGACAGGAUACUACGUUGUGUUCUCCCGGAGGGUGAUUGACGGGACAGAAUGCCGGCCGCAUAGCAGCUCCGUGUGUGUUAAAGGAAACUGUGUGCGCACGGGCUGCGACGGAAUCAUUGGCUCAAAACUUCAGUUUGACAAGUGCGGCAUCUGCGGGGGGGACGGAAACAGCUGUAUCAAAGUGGCUGGAUUUUUCACCAAGAAGAGUAAGGGCUACACUGAUGUCGUGAAGGUUCCCGAGGGCUCGACGCACUUCAAAGUAAGGCAGUACAAACCUAAAGGCCAAACGCGAUACACAGCUUACCUCUCUCUGCGGCGACCCGGUGGAGAAUACCUUCUGAACGGCAAGUUCAUGAUCUCCACAUCAGAGACGGUCAUUCCUCUCAAUGGCUCCGUUCUUAACUACAGCGGGUGGAGCCAGCGAGACGAGUACCUUCACAGCAUGGGCCCUGGAGCAUUACUAGAAAGCCUGGUGGUGCAGGUGCUCGCCACGGACGCUAAGAAGCCACUAGACAUCCGUUAUAGCUUCUUCAUGCCCCGUAAGACGCCGCUCCCCCCUCGGACGUCAAUCGCAUCUUCGGGGACCGCUGCGGCGCUGUCGUCUGUUGAGAUCUUAACAUUCACUACUGAGGUCCCGGCGACGACGGAGCCUUUGACAACGAUGCCCCCCGCAGGACCCCGGUGGGUGAUGGGACCAUGGAUGGUCUGCUCUAGGACUUGCGAUACGGGCUGGCAGAGUCGCACAGUGCAAUGCAAAGACACAAAAGACAAACUGUCGAAAGGCUGUCUGCUCGGCACCCGGCCGUCGGUGUUCAAACACUGCCUGAUAAAAAAGUGUUGAGGACCAAUGAAACGAACUGAGGGAGGAUGUAGUUUCCGGUCGACCGUGACAGGUGUCCAGCAGAGACACGGGCUACGUGGAGCACAUAGACGCUUACAUGACUGAACCGUUGCUGGUUCGUGUAGACUGACAGUUGUGUUUGUAUAAAUGCUGUUCCAUGAUUUAAACACAAUCACUGUGGGAUCCCGCAAUUGUGUUGUUUUGUGACUUGGACACAGAGCUUCAGCUCUUGCCUCAAAUGUGGAAAAGUGACCGGCAGAUCGGUCGCUCGAUGCAGUUCCGCCCCUACGACAAAACCGCAACCGUUUCACAUCAACCCCUAGCACAGAUAGUACAGUACAUUGACACUGUCAGUGUUUAAAAGUGUAAUUGGUUGCUAGUUGCGCUCCUACUUGACUGCAGUAUCCAAUUGCAUCAGAUCAUGAGCUAUAUUCAUCGUCUUGCAUUGGUAGUCAUCACUGCUCAUUAAGUCGAUAUCAACACAGACUGCCUCUCAUGAAAUGAAAUGACUUCAGGUCGCGUGUCACAGCAAGUCGCCUUGGAUUAACUGUAUGUCUAUUCUAAAAUAAGCUCAAAGCAUUGCAAACUGCCGAACGACUAGAGUCGGCAAUCCAAAAAUCGAAUAUGGUUGUUCAGAAAAGAAAAUCAGGUUCAGUUUAUCCUCAACGUCUGAUUGAGACAUCUGAUGUGUGCAAAAGUUUGUAUGUUUGGCCACGCCCCCAUUAUUUUCGUACAAAAACAUGACCAAAAAAUACCGUGGUAUUUUGGACAAUUGACCAUUAUAGUGGUAGUGUAUGUAAAUUUCAGUGCCAUUGUGUAUAUCAGGGUACCAUAGUAUAACAAUCUGAUGCCUUCACAGAACAUUUAAAAAAAUAAAGAUUCCUUUAAGGGACAGUUCAGCUAAAAAUGAAACUUCAGUCACCAUUUACUCACGCUCAAGUUGUUCAAAACCUGUAUACAUUUCUUUGUUCUGUUGAACACAAAGAAAGAUAUUUUGAAGAAUUUAGCAAUGCAAAGCGUUCUGGGGCGCCUUUGACUAACAUAUACAUUUUUCCUACUAUGGUAAUCAAUCAUGUUCCAGAACUGAAACUAACUGUCAUUCUUCCAAAUAUCCUUUUGGUUCAGCAGAUCAAAGUGAUUUACACAGAGUUAGAACAACUUGAGGAUGGGUCAAUGAAGACAGAAUUGUCAUUUUUGGGUUAACUGUCCCUUUAUAGGGGUCUCUGUUGGGCUGUAUGGUUGUAUAAAGAACGUCUUUAUAUUGGAAAAAGUUUUUUUUAAUAUGCUUUAAUCACAAGAGAAAGAAAUGGGGGUUUUAAGAGCAGUCAAGAACAGGUUUUAAGUAAAAGAACCUGAAAGGUGGUUCUUUCAUGGCAUCCCUUUAGAGGCCCUUUUUAGUAUCUUUAUUUUUCAGACUGAACUAUACUAUCAUCACUGUACUUUUUUAAUGUUUCUGUACCCUGAACACUCGCAACCAGCCAAUCAUAUUCAGAAACACGCCAUUUCCGUGGUCCCUGCACACCUGUUCCACAGCUCGGCUUCGUUUCUGAGACCAAACUUUUGGAAAUAAUGACACGCAGUGUGUUUUUAUGCUGCAGGGCUAAAAUAUACAAACAGUCUGGAGGCUUUUGAUGUGACUCGUGUAAACGAUCGCUGAUGAAUUGAACUUCCCUACGCUGGCCUACACACAGGUCAAAUGCCCCCCUUUCAACUCAGUGUGUGUUAAAGGGAUACUUCCCCCAAAAUAUUUUAUUCUGUCAUCAUUUACACUUCGAGUUGUACAAGUCUGUAUAAAUGUCUUUGUUCUUAUGAAAGAUAUUUGGAAGAACGCUUGUUAGGAAAAAUUAACAUUUUGAAGAAUGUAGGACAGCUAACCGUUCUGGGGCACUUUUGACUGCCAUUGUAUUUUUUCCUAUUAUGGGAGUCAAUGGGGGGCAAAAUCUGUCUGGUUAUAAGCAUUCUUCCAAAUAUCUCUCUCUGUGUUCAUCAGAACAAAGAAAUGUAUACAGAUUUUGAACAACUCGAAGGUGAGUAAAUGAGAGCAAACUUUUCAUUUUUGUUUGAAGUAUCCCUUUACAGCCUUCACGCUAGUCAUACAUUAGAAUAAGCAUGCAUAUACACACUUCUUAAAGAUACAGUUCACCCAAUAUGGCAAUUCUUUCAUCAUUAAUUCACUCUCAUGUCAUUUCAAACCUGUAAAGCUUCUUCGUCCACAAAACACAAAAGAAGAUAUUUUGAAGAAUGUUGGUAAGCAAACGACACCGAUUCCCUUUGAGUUCCAUUGUAUGGACACAAAACAACUGAGACAUUUCUCAAAAUAUGUGCAGAUGUACAGACAAAAUAGUCACAUACAGGUUUUAAAUGACAUGAGGGUGAAUAAGUAAUGACAAUUUUUUAUAUUUGGGUGAACUGCCCGUUUCAACAACACUAGUAACGUGUUCAUUUCAACUGCGUCUGUUUAUUAAAAGUGAUGUGAGCAAUGUCAGGUGCAUUUCUAAAUUCAGCACGCUCUCUCUCUGUCUCUCCAAUCGUAUCUCUCCAAAGACGUGUCAUGUGACCUGCGACAGGUGCGAUUCCUCACUGAUAUCUGCGCGGUUAAAGCAACAGUUAAUGCAUCGGUCCAAACGGAUCAUCCUUAAAGAUGAUUCAUUUCAGCACAGAUUCACUUCACUGAACUCAUGAGAUUAAUUUCAUUACAGUGUUUUUGGUGAACGGAUUCAGAACUUGACAUAUUUCAUCUGUAAUUUUAACGCAGGAAUGUUUUCACUCAUCUCAGCAGAAAACCGUUGUACUGAAUACACACAGCACUGAUUUUAUAAUUUAUUGUUUGUACUGGUAUGUGAAAAACACAUGAAUUUUAUUUAUUGUUCUGGUAAUUUUUUGGCUCAUAUUUACUAUUUAACUAGAAAUAUGACUGAGCGGAAUAUUUCCUUUCUAAGAAAUUGUUUUUAAACCAUCUUCAUGAAUAUAUUUGUACUGUACAGUAUAUAAAAAUCACUAUAUUUAAAAGUU
Messenger RNA from Triplophysa dalaica, 6072 nucleotides. RefSeq names its product A disintegrin and metalloproteinase with thrombospondin motifs 5 (gene adamts5). The record is from RefSeq and is a predicted model, not a curated record. The transcript has 8 exons. Lineage: Eukaryota; Metazoa; Chordata; Actinopteri; Cypriniformes; Nemacheilidae. Gene Ontology annotation, biological process: extracellular matrix organization; proteolysis. The coding region runs from base 325 to 3060 and encodes 911 amino acids. Gene Ontology annotation, molecular function: metalloendopeptidase activity; zinc ion binding.